AUGUUGUUAACGUGGAUGAGAUUAGCAGUUAAACGAACCGAUGUACGACCAUUUUAUAAACGUGUUUUUACCGACAAUAUACUUAACAAGCUAUAUAGCACCACAGUGGUGACACUAAUUGGUGGAGCGUUAUAUAUGGCAUCAGUAGCUGUGGUAAACGUUAUAAUGUAUUACAAAGUCGUGAAACCGAUGCGUGAAGCAGAUCGAGAACGAUUAGAGAAAGACUUGAUCGAGGCUGAUAAAGAGGGUUUCGUGUUGAAGGUCUAG
Messenger RNA from Cercopithifilaria johnstoni, 267 nucleotides. Lineage: Eukaryota; Metazoa; Nematoda; Chromadorea; Rhabditida; Onchocercidae. The record is from the annotation of a GenBank genome assembly.